ACCGGGGCAGAGACCACAAUUUUCGUAAGCUUUGUUUACGUUUACAGCAUAACGGCUGCGUGCAAACGACACACCGUGACAAAGCUGUGAUCAAACAAUUUCACUGUAUGGUGUAUAUAAAGCCGGCGACAAUUGACCGUACUGCAUCAUUCACAGUACUUAGUGCAACGUGCGAUCAUCUGCGCAGCAGCUCAGGACAGAGCCUAACCCGGUACUGCCGACGGCCAAAACAAAAUUUCAAAAAUCGGAAAUUCAACAUCCUCAAAGAUGAAGCUCCUAAUUGUGUCUUUUGCCCUGUUCGUUUUGGCUGUGGCACUCGUGUCCGCUCUGCCCGCCGUCAACGAUGAGUCAAUUCUCGGUGGCGACGUGUACGAGGCGGAAGUAGACAGCUUCAACCCACAAGACCCACAAGCCUUCCUGAAGCUGAAGAAGUUGAAGAAACUGCUCUUCCUGGGUUAGACCUCGUACCGCGGCACCGCCGUUGUCUGCGGAAUGUGCUGGAGAUGGAAAGAUCGUUCUAUCGCCAGUGCCUUCUCCACAAAGCCAUACAUUCAAAUCCCGCCAGCAGAAUUGCACCGCAAAACAUUCCAUUCUACGUCCAUUCUACGCUUGUAUACAUUGCAUACAUGCAUACAUUGUAGCAUACUAUCCAUUUCAUUGCAAGAUCAUCAUGAAGGGUCAGAUCUAGAGUCUGUUUUACUAUUUUUUAAACAAUUGCACCCACCUGUACGAGAAACGAAUUAUUUUUUAAAUAUAAUUGUACUUUUUUGUUGAUAGCGACUGCUUCGUAUUCUUCUUUACCCUCUAGGUUAUAAUUUUAUUUGCUCGAUUUUGUAAUGAAGAUCGUAGGGGAAAGUACAUAAAGACAACCGCUUUGGAGAAGAUGAUGCCCCAUUACUCAUAACAGGUGCACACUGCUAAUGAAAGAACUGGUAGAGAAAAUUUAAUGUCUUCUGAUGGCUAUUGCAACACACCACAUGUUAUAGUAUAUAGUUAUGGUUAGUUAUCAAUUU
This is a messenger RNA of Anopheles merus, 1013 nucleotides long. RefSeq lists its product as uncharacterized. Lineage: Eukaryota; Metazoa; Arthropoda; Insecta; Diptera; Culicidae. The transcript has 2 exons. The record is from RefSeq and is a predicted model, not a curated record. Bases 268 to 459 code for a protein of 63 amino acids.